This is a messenger RNA of Penicillium pulvis, 1530 nucleotides long. RefSeq lists its product as uncharacterized. The transcript has 2 exons. Gene Ontology annotation, cellular component: membrane. The record is from RefSeq and is a predicted model, not a curated record. Gene Ontology annotation, molecular function: transmembrane transporter activity. The coding region runs from base 1 to 1530 and encodes 509 amino acids. Gene Ontology annotation, biological process: transmembrane transport. NCBI's taxonomy places the organism in Eukaryota, Fungi, Ascomycota, Eurotiomycetes, Eurotiales, Aspergillaceae.
AUGACGGGUCAUAGCCCAUCAAACGAGGAGACCUUCCCUCUUCUAAUCGAACAAAGCCAUGGCCACGCGGGCGGGACGGGCCGAGCACUGGCGGCACGCUGGUCUCGCUUUCGUCAACCAUCGCCAGCAUGGAUUGUGACUAUAUACCAAAUGUAUGCUAUUGUUUCUGGCACCUUCGCCGUGCCCGAACUCAACGCUACGCUCGCGUUGAUCUGUCACCAACAGUAUUCUACCACAAAGCUACCCCCCGGCCAUCCAGAUUACCAAGCGCCCGAUUUAUUUGACGAACUCAACAAGUGCCUUGGGAAUAAGAAUGCGCAAUCAUCUUUAUCGCGGUUUCUGAUCUACGGACAAAUAACAGCCGGUCUUCUUGGCGCUAUUGCGACUCCAAUUCUGAGCUCAUUAUCCGAUCGGAUCGGGCGCCGGCCGAUUCUCGCCUGCACCGCCCUUGGACCGUUGUUUUAUGAGGCGCUUCUAUUAUUCAUUCUUUGUUAUCCCGACUCGGUGGAUAUGCACUGGCUUCUGGUAGGGUAUGCGAUGGAAGGGUUCAGUGGGACAAUCAUAACCGCGAUGUCCACGUCGCAAGCCUACAUUACCGACGUUGCGCCGCGUCGCGACCGGGCGAGGCUCUUCAGCUACAUGCAAGCAGGCAAUUCAUUUGCCCUGGCCGUGGGACCUAUCAUUGCCGGCGUGCUCCUGGCGACUUCCAAUCCGCUUCAGCGUACAUACACACUCGCCGUUUGCGCACAUUCUGUCCUCUUCCUGCUCUUUUUUUGCCUUUUGCCUGAAUCGCGUCAGCCGCAGUCUCCCAAUCUAGCCGACCAGGAAAGCUCGAGUGCAGGCCGUCUGAAAACAAAUCACCUCCGUACUGUGUUGCUUUCCUGGAGAGAUAUUCGGGCGUCGAGCGCAACACGACAACAGAACAUGGCUAUCAUGGCUAUGGCAGAAAUGGUCAUGUUUGGAGUCGUCUUUGGCCUACCGUCACUACAGUUAGCCUAUCCAGCGUUCCUGUUUCACUGGAAGCCGACCGUACAAAGUUUUGUCAUGUCACUUUUCCAGUCAUGGAGCAUCGUCGUCCUGGUUUUUAUCUUUCCAACGAUAAUGACCGCAGUACGCCGGUAUGGAAGGCCAGGGAACUACUCGACUACAAUUCCCACUAUAUUCAAUUUUGGCGAGGUAGGCGCUAUCAAAGUGGGCUUGUUGCUGCAGUGUAUUGGCUACAUUGGCAUCUCUCUAGCCCGGAAACCCGGUUAUUUUAUCUUCUCCUCGCUGGUUGUUGCAUCGGCUGCGCCUUUAGGCCCUCUCUUGAUAUCUUGCCUUACGGCUCAUGUGCCUAGUCACCAAUCGGGGCAAUUGCUAGGUCUUUUGAGCUUCCUGCAUGCCAUUGCACGGGUGAUUGUCCCUGCUCUAUUGAAUGCCACCUAUAGCAUGACAGUGGGACUUUCGCCAGCACCUUUGUUCCUGCUAUUGGCAGUUAUCAACGGGCUUUUGCUGCUGGCUAGCAUGCACAUCAAGACGAAUGUUAUAUGA